UUGACGACGGUGCGGUAGGGGACGCUUCCGUGUUACGGGGACAGGGGAAGUUAUUGCAGGGGCGUGAGCCGGUGGUAACUACACGCGGCUGAGCCGGUGGGCGUUUCGGAAACUUCCUUGUAGAAAGGAAGCGGGAGAGGAAGACAGUCUACAAAUGCUGUGGAAUGUGACUGCUGAAAGCUCAAGUAUUCUGCUCUGACGAUAAAAAUGAGAAUUUCGACGAAAACUUAAAGAUCAUUCUGCGUGGUGUCACAGUCUUACAAGUUUUGACUGAGGGAGAUGGAUGACAUACAUGUACAUGUGCUGUGAACUGUGAAGAAAAAACAUUCAACGUUGGACAAGCGUGUGAAGCGGAAAGUCGUUGUUUACACCCAAGGCGUCUGGGGAAUUUUCCAUAGUACAGAUCUGCAAUCACUACAGAGAGUUUCUAGUUUCGAGUCUCCCUUCAGCAGGGUCGGUAAGCGCGGCCACACUCGUCAUGCCGUUCCUACCACCAGACAAAAAGUUUGCAGGGGACACCCACUACAGAGAUGAGUACAGCAAGCGUAAGAAUAGAGUCUAUCAACAGGCUGGGCCCAGACCAACUUCUGCAUUCAGGAGGAAUAACCCUCAUCCCCACCCGGACUUCUUGAUGCCUAAGAAUCUUGUCCAACAAGACAAGGAGCAGAUGUUAAGAUCGAGAGUAACUGAAGCUGUACAUCAGUACAUGGACAAGAUGAUCCGUACCGGAAGAGAUCCCCUCAAAGAAAUGGAACAACCCAAGCGAUCAAAGGCCCCGGCGUUCAGCACGUACAACAGAGCACCAAAGGUUGACCUUUUAAAAGGCUUUGUCAAACCGACGGUUAAGAUGCUGGAAAAGGUCAGAAAACAGGACCGGAAGCAGAUGAAAAGGGAACGCGGGAAUAGCUACAAGAAGGCGUCCAAGUCGUAUGGAGAUCUCCCAGAAGAUGUGCAAGAGGAGCAAGAUGAGGAAGAGGAGAUUGUUAUCAGGAUUCCAGCCAAGACUCACAACCCAUCCAAGGCGAUUCGCUAUAGGGUAGUUCGAAAACCAGACGCUCCGGUAGAGCAGUGGGUUUCACAUACAGGUAACGUUCCGGGACUAACCGGAGUGAAGAGAGUGCACACUCCACCGACACCUCCCCCGGACUCAGCUCGCAGACCCCGCACGGCUGGAUUCGCUCAAGAGAAACAUCUUCGGAGUAAAUCAGCACCUCUUCUUGACAAGUUUGAGAUAUCAGUUGAAUACACGGACCAUGGUCUCUACCAGGCGGAUGAUGCCGCCGAGCAAGAGGAGAAUGAGGAGGAUUGGGAAGAUGUUGCUGGAGAGAAUGAAGCCAAGAGACCAGUACUGGUGAAGCUACAGCGACCAAAGACGGCAGGACCCGUUCUUGCUCGUAAGAUGCUAGUCCAUCCACGUAUGAAACAUUGGAUUGAAGGAGCAACCGAUUAUGAGAAAGAAGUAGCUUUCAACCUGCUCAAGACGCUUAACGGAAGCGAGCAGCCACCCCUCCCGGACGAUUUGAGAACCACAAACCGCCCAAGUCAGAAGCAGAAGAGUAUUAAAGCGAACAGGAUACCACAGGCAACUCACAUAUAUGUGCCACCUUCACCAGCUCCAAGGAAGCCCGUUCCCGAACGGGAAGGCAAGAUGGAUGCCACAACCAGAGAAUGGAUGCGACAAGUGGAGCAGAAAAUAAACGAGAGAUCUGAAACACCGAUAGAGAGAAACUACGCCCAGAAGAUAGAGCUCCGCCCGACAGUCCGCCGUCAGCCACGCCCCAAAUCCCUCGGUGACUACACUCAUGAGAACAGUUUCUUCCGGUUCUCCGUCCCUUCCUACCGCCGCAGCUUCGUCAUCGCUCCUGAUUGGGUGUCUGAGACGCUAACGCGACGCCGAGCUCUCAAAGAGAACCCAUCAGCCAAUCAACUGCGGUAUGGCUCAGCCUGAUUUGCGACUAUUUGCAUGACAUUUACAUAAUAAGCAAGAGAUUAAGUUAGCAGGUAACACUGGUUAAAAGAAGUGAAUAAACAGCGACAAUAUCAAUGCUGAACCCAACAAUUUUAUUGUUACAGUAGUAAAUCAAAGCUAAAAUAAUAUAUUGUCGAGGUAAGGCUCACUUUUAGAAUCAAAUUGAAAGUUUCUCCAGGACUGCAAACAUUUCUUGGUUUUGACAAUCAACAGUUUAGCAAUUUUAUCAAUUUGUUUUCACUCUUUGGUGUGCUAAACCGUAAACAAAAUGUGUGUUCAACUCCAAUAAUUCCUUUUCAGCAGUGCGUUUUCCUCCUCGUUGGAAUCUUCAAAUAGCAAUGUAACCAACUUGUGAUAACAUUCCGUUGUGUUCGUAUAGUACUGUACAUUGUAGGAGCCACUUUCAUUUCAUCGCGCGCGAUGACCUUAGAAACAUUUUUUUACCAAGAUCAAAAUCUCGUCGUGUUUUAUCACCAGUCAAGUGCCGUCAUGACGCGUCAUUGGCUCGCCCUGAUUAGCAAAAUAAAAGAUGCCUGCGAAAAGACUUCUUUACCCUUUACGAUGUCCCACUCGCACAGUCAAGGCUCGUAGGUUAGCGGAUAUGAAUUUCUCCAUGAUGUCAAAUAAGGAACAUCCGAUGUAAUAGUUGCGGUUUACACAACUGUCGUUUUUGUGCAUGGUUUUCAUCCUGUAGGCAAGUCUUAAUGAUGUAAAGCUAGUAGACUAUUUCAGUGGAAGUCUAUUUGUAUAUGUCAGGUCAAAGCAGGAUAUUAAAAGAGUUUUCAAUAUAAUUUUAUGUCCUCGUCCACUAAUGUCAAUUUAUUUAUCAAAAUAUAAACAUGCACAAUAUGAAGAUGGACUUUAUUCAGCUGUAGGCAGCGGCGGAAACAUCAUAGGAAACAUCAUCAGUUUAAGAAUUUAAUCUUCAGUAAUUUUUUUUAACGUAGUACAAUCUUUACGUUGCCGAUAUUUUAAUCAAGUUCUGAAAAACAAGAAGUCAUAUUACCGUAAUGUCCUGUAAAUACAAUCCAUUUCAUUUUGUUGUAUUCAGCAAAAAUGUCACCGGUUGUUCUACCUCCUUUUUUAUUGUGCGAAUUUGUUUGUGCAGGUUUUGAUAUACAGUAGAUUAUCACGAACUCUUCGGGUACACAUCAUGUAUGUUAAUUUUCACUCAGUUGAUAUUAACUAAUGGAGUAAUCUAAACUCGUUUAAUCUUUCGGUCUUUCAAUCCACAAAUGUGCAAACCUUUGAAAAAUUAAAAAUCUUAAAUUCUAGACCUGUAUGUCUGUUCCAGUAAAUAACGGUAUUGCGUGUCUACUGCAAGAUUUGCAAAGAAACUUGACUCUAUUUAUCAAAGUUAGUUUGUUAAGGUAUUUGCUUAAUUCCAAAUUGUUCUCUGUAUGCACAAGAAAAAAUCGAUUGAAGUGAAGAAUCGUGUCUCGUUAUCUUAAUAAAAUUCUCUCUGGAAUCGAAGUAUUGA
This is a messenger RNA of Acanthaster planci (crown-of-thorns starfish), 3449 nucleotides long. RefSeq lists its product as uncharacterized. Lineage: Eukaryota; Metazoa; Echinodermata; Asteroidea; Valvatida; Acanthasteridae. The record is from RefSeq and is a predicted model, not a curated record.